CGGAGCCAAAGAUCCAAAGAAGAACUUUGCCAAGAUUAGCGUAUCAUUCUCAAGCAAAACCGGAAUCUUCAAAGCGUCUUAGAGAUGAUGAGAGUGAACGCGAAAACAUCAAGGAAGAAGUACUGAGCUUGAAACAAAAAUUGGAUCAGACGGAAGAAAAAUACCCGAAUUAUAGUGGAAGUAACAAGAGAUGUGCGGUUUGGGCAGGCAUCGGUGCAGGCGUUGCAUCAACUUCUGUAACAAAGCUUGUUGAUGAUGAACGCUAG
Messenger RNA from Acaulospora morrowiae, 266 nucleotides. Lineage: Eukaryota; Fungi; Glomeromycota; Glomeromycetes; Diversisporales; Acaulosporaceae. The record is from the annotation of a GenBank genome assembly.